AUGAAUGAAAUAGAUGAUAAUUUACAAAAGUAUCGUCCUCCGAUUUCCUCAUCUCAUUUUGGUUUGACAAAACAAUUAGUCCUAAAGAUUGCACUUCCACAUAUUUCUAUUUUUUUGAUUACUCUAAUAUAUACUAUUUUGGGAGCUAUUAUUUUAACAAAACUUAAUAAAUGGGAAAAUACAGUUGACAAUAUAGCUAAUGAUAUCAUAUUAAAACAAAAAGAAUUGUUAUUCAAUUUAUUAAACAAUAACAAUUUUAGUAAUGGAAAUAUAUAUGAAAAAAAUAAUAUUAAUGAAUAUCAUUUAUUUCAUAAAUUUUUUACUGGAAUUGAAGAUGUUUUUAAGAAAAGCCAAGAUAAUGCUAGAGAAGUGGCUAAAAAUGUUAGAAAUUUAAAAUUACAAAAUCGUAAUACAUCAUUUGAAUCAUUUACAUUGAAUUUAUUUUUUACCUCAACAACAUUAUUUUCAAUUGGAAAAAAAAAACGAAGUAGAACAAGUCGUAUGAAAGCAUUAGAUAGAUUUAACAGAAGAAGAAGUCAAGGUUCUAUACAAUUAGGAAAAUUAAUUAUUGCUGGUGGUGAGGAUGAGAUUGCUGAGUUUUUGUGGACUCAUUUAGAAGAUGCUCAAUUUGUUGAAGUCCCCUUUAGUUUAUUAUAUUUCACUUUAAUUGCUUAUAUUUCUUUUGUUUCAUAUACCAUAUCAAAAUAUGAAGAUUGGAGUUUAAUUGAUUCAUAUUAUUUUGUUGUUAUAUCUGUUUUAACAAUUGGGUUUGGAGAAGUUAUCCCUAAAAAUGAAGAACAUACAUUGGUUAUAAUAAUGCUUUUAGUAUUUGGUUUGAUAAUAAUGACAACAUGUGUUGAUUUAAUAGGAGCAUAUUAUUUAGAAAAAUUGCAUUAUAUAGGAAGAAAAAGAUAUACAAAUAAUACUAGUGAUGAAGAUCCCUUAGAUUGGCUUAAACAUGUACAACAAAAACGUAUUGAAAUGUUAAAAAGAGAAGCAAUGAGAAAGUUGUUUGAAACAAUCACUGCACUUCAUCAUCUUCAAUUUCUUACAAAUAGUAGUGGAAAUGUAAUAUUAAAUAAUAAGAAUGAUAGUGAUAAUGAAAGUAUACAAUUGGAGCCAGAUUAUACACCACCUGCACCAUUAACAAUUUCAACACUUAAUCCAACAACUGACAGUAUUACUGUUACCUGGGUACCACCAGUUUUUACAAAUGAAGAUAGAAAAAAAUUUAAAAAUAAAAAAUAUUGGUAUACAUUAUCAGUAAAAAAUAGAACACCUCAAAGAAGAAAAUAUUUAAAUCAUUUUACUGUAAUAGAUUUUAUAAAUAAUGCUACAUGUUCAUAUGAAGUAACAGGAUUAAAAUCAUUUACUUUAUAUGAAUUUUCUAUUCGAACAUCAACUAGAUAUGGUACAACAAGUAAUCCUAUAAGAUGUCAAGAAUAUACAGAACCAUGUACUGUUCCAACAUUAUUAAGAGCUGAAUAUAUUGGAUCAGAUUCAAUAACAAUAAGUUGGAGACAACCAAAAAAAAAUUUUAAUCAACUUAAAAAUGGAUUAGAAAGUUAUAUUGUUCAAUAUCAAAUAUCACCUGAUGAUCCAACAAUACCAUUUAAUUUUGCAAACUGGAGAAGAGUUAAAGUUGGUGAUGUUAAAAGUUAUACAUUAACUGAUUUAACACCAAAUACUAAAUAUUCAAUAAGAGUUUUUUGUGAAAACAAUAUUGGUUUUACAUGUGUCUCAAAAACCAUAACAGUUAAGACGAGAGCUUGGUGGUUUGAUGAAGAAAUGUUAAUUCCAACAACUCCGUUAAUCAAACAAUUUUUAACUGGAGAAAGUCGAAGAGGAAGCAAAAGAAAUAGUCAUAAUGAUAAUGAAGAUAUUGGUGAAGAGGAUACUAUGGGCAAAGUUUUCAAUACUCUCUCUGCAUUAAGAUAG
Strongyloides ratti is the source of this 1938-nucleotide messenger RNA. RefSeq names its product Potassium channel subfamily K member 18. Gene Ontology annotation, molecular function: potassium ion leak channel activity; protein binding. Gene Ontology annotation, biological process: potassium ion transmembrane transport; stabilization of membrane potential. Bases 1 to 1938 code for a protein of 645 amino acids. NCBI's taxonomy places the organism in Eukaryota, Metazoa, Nematoda, Chromadorea, Rhabditida, Strongyloididae. The record is from RefSeq and is a predicted model, not a curated record. The transcript is spliced from 4 exons. Gene Ontology annotation, cellular component: membrane.